CUAAAUAAAAUAAACAAGUGGAUUUUUUUUUAUUAUCAAACAACAACUAAUUAAAAAAAUAUUUAACACAAGUGCUUAUUUGUGGGGAAGUUAAAGUGAUUUUAAAUUUUCAACAUGAAUCAUUUGUCACCACCACCCUCACCUCAGUCAAAGGCGGCUCAAUUUUCCUCAUCCUCAGCAGCUGUAGAUUCAAAAUCUUGGAUACAACGAGCUUCGGCCGUUAUGGCUACCGCGGCAGCUCAAAAACUUAAUUCCAGAGAUAUAUCUCCUUUGCUCUACAAUCCCCUGCUAUAUUCCAGUGCCCUGUUGUGGCCACAAUUCCUGCUCUCAUCGGCUUCCACUCUGCACACACCGCAUACACCCAUUACACCCAAAUCACCAUUUAAUGCCAGCCUCAAUAGCCGUGAUUAUGCUCUAACACCUGAAAAGGAAGAUCUUUCGGGGUCUUCGCAGGAAGAGAAUAUAAGCCUUAAUGAGGAUAUGCCUUUAAAUUUGUCCAUUAAAAGAGAGCCAAAUGAAGAACAAUUAUCAUCAUCAUAUAGCACGGGUACACCACCACCUUUAAGGGCGGUCAAUCUAAAAUCCUCCUCCUCACCGCAAACGCCAGAAGAUGACUAUGAGACAUCACCAAAGAUACGUUCGCAUGGUUCUUCAAUUUGGUCACCGGCUAGUAUGUGUGAAAAAUCUCUAAGAUGCUCAACGUCUGUGCAUAACAACCUCAACAACAACUCCUCCCAUAACCUCAAUCCCCAUACCUUGCCCCUAAAUAACAAUGAUGAUCUGCAAGAAAUGGAUCCCAUUGUUAGAAAAUUCAAAUAUGAACGCCGCAACAGCUUUACCCGCCAAACAGCCUCACAGGAUAGUAAUUUACUAACACCACUCUCUUCCAUAUCGGGUCCGGCCACAUUUCCCCGUGCCUCCUUUAACCAUAAGCCCAAUGCGGAUUUGGAUGCCGCUCAACAACAAAUCCAUGCCCAUCGUAAUGCUUUUAUGGCCGGUUUGGCUGGCAACAAUUUGGAGCUGUUGACGCAACAUUUAAAAGCUCAAACGCAGCGGGAAUUUGAAUUAUUGCGCCAGCAACGCAUUGAUUUGUUUGUGCAUCAGCAACAGCAGUCCAGUGAUAAUGACAGCAUAAGCGAAGAGUAUAGGGAACAGGAAAAUAAAUUAUCAUUGCUCCAGCAUCAUCAAUACAUAGCAGCGGCAGCAGCAGCAAAUGCGGCGGCGGCAGCCCAACAACAGCAGCAACAACAUCCUGAUUCAACGGCCGCUAUUGGCGGCAGUAGUCCAGCAGAUGGUAUGCAUUCGUCAUCAUGUCAUCCGGAUAGCGAUGGUGGUCAUAGCGGUGGCAAUAAUUCCAAUAAUGGUGAAAAGAGAACAGCUCGGAAUUUUCAGUGUAAACAAUGCGGCAAAGCUUUCAAACGUUCCUCAACACUCUCCACUCAUUUACUAAUACACAGUGAUACAAGACCAUAUCCUUGCCAAUAUUGUGGCAAACGUUUCCAUCAAAAAUCGGAUAUGAAGAAACAUACUUAUAUACAUACCGGUGAAAAACCUCACAAAUGCACAGUGUGCCUGAAAGCUUUUAGCCAAAGUUCAAAUUUGAUUACGCAUAUGCGUAAACAUACCGGUUACAAACCUUUCGGUUGUAAUCAAUGUGAUCAAGCAUUUCAACGUAAAGUUGAUCUGAGACGUCAUCGUGAGAGCCGCCAUGAGGAUCAUUCCAUGUCAACAGCUAAUAGCCAACCCCCCACCAUGGUGAAAAUGGAAGUAAGCAGCAGUUGUUGAGAGAGGGAAGCAUAGUCUCCUUCAAAAUUAAAAUAAUUAUGUAAAAGUAAAUAAAAUAGAGAUGCUAUAAAAAUAAAUCAAAAAGAUGCUCACAAAAAAAUGUGAGCAGAAACGUGUAACAAAAUUAUACUGCAGCUAAGAUUUGUUUUAAAGCCAAAGUUAGGACCCCCCUGCCAUGUUAGUUGAAACAAUGACUGCAAAAAUGAACUUACAACUAGUAAUCCAAAACAAACAAACCAACAAAUUGUACA
Stomoxys calcitrans (stable fly) is the source of this 2036-nucleotide messenger RNA. RefSeq names its product zinc finger protein sens. Bases 115 to 1785 code for a protein of 556 amino acids. The transcript is spliced from 4 exons. Lineage: Eukaryota; Metazoa; Arthropoda; Insecta; Diptera; Muscidae. The record is from RefSeq and is a predicted model, not a curated record. Gene Ontology annotation, cellular component: nucleus.